AUUACAUUUUACGAUAUAUUCAUAUUCACAUAGUUUAAGUUGUAAUGAUGUUUCACAAUAAUACUGUAUUUACUGUGUUUUUGAGGAAAUAAACCCCAGGGUCAUUGAUUUGCCAUGUGUGACGUGUUUCCCGCAGCAUCUCCCGGAUCUAACAUUCCUCACCGCUGCAACAGCACCAAACAUCGCAUCAUCUCACCCAAACUGCCCACCCCUCACCCCGCCCUCAGCGAGCUGCAGAAUCUGGCCAAUGAGUGCUCAGGAGCGGAGGCGGGGCUGGAGGUAGGCCCGGGCGAUGCUUUAGUCGCUGUCAUACCUUCAGAGAGGAAGCAGUUCUCUGGUGCGCCAGAAGAUGGUGGGCGGGUCGAGGACACUGGGGGUGGGGCUUCACCGUGCUCCGCCUCUUCAUCGUCCUCCUCGAGUCCGCCCCAAACGCAGCGGGCGGCGACAAUCGCUCUUAGCAACGGAAACGGAUUCUACGGUGAUCAACGGGGCGGAUUGGCAGCGGUGGCGCUGCCGCAGAAUGCACUCAUCGUCAUGACGACGGCAGCACCGGUGGGGCGUGGCUGUGGGGAGGAGCCAAAGGGCGAGAUAGGCUCCACCCGACUGUCGCUCACCCGCGCCGGCGGGCGGCUUGUUCUAUCUCCUGUGCCGCCCAAACAGGACAUGCCCUCCCCGCCAAGCUCCGCCUCCCCUCCGAGCCCUGCCCCACCCAAUCAGGGCGUGGCCACGCUGUCACUUACUCUCCUGCCCAGCCCUGUGAUAGGAGGACUGCUGCUGACCGACCGCAUUGUCCCAGACACCUCCGGGAUGCUCCUGCACCCAAACCCGACGUCUCCCUCGCCCUCGCUGCUCCCGUUUGACCCCGAUUCCUUUCUCAACUGCCCCAAACAGGGGCAGACCUACGGAGGCCCCGCCCUCACACCCCACUCCGCCUCCUCUUCCCCGUCUCCGCCUCUUUCUACAUCUCCUCAGCCCCCGUCUCUCACUCUGUCUGUUUCUCCCACGUCUCCGCCGUCGUCUCUAUCCUCCCUCUCUUCUGAGACGGAAAGGAAGAGUAUUCCGGGUCGUCCCUCCUCCAGUCCAGUCUCCCUGUCUCUUUCGCUCUCUCCGACGCAAACGACUCGCGCGCUGCUCCCGUUGUGUCUGGAGUCGUCAUUAGGACUCGAUUCGUUGAGUCCCCCACUGUCUGUCCCUCCCUCCGACAACAGAGCUCCUCCCACCGGAUUCAACGCUGAAUCCCCGCCUGGUCAUCUACUGACCAAUCAGGUCAACAGGACGACCCAGAUAACACCCUCCCUCGAAGUGCUGCCGACCAGUCAUCUGCCUCCAGAGGGAGAAAAGGCUGAGUCACAGCACCCUUGUCCUCUAGAAACGCACCCCAUGUGCAUUCAACCACCGAAUCUGACCCCGCCCCCGGCCACGCCCCCAAGCGUGAGUCCCGUUCAAGUGAAGGAGGAGCAGUCUCCGCCCACUCAUGCACAUUUCGAAUCAGACGUCACGCCCAUGGACACCACCCACUGUGACCAUAUCGACGGCGAGGCGGCGGGGCUGACGUUUGACUCCGCCUUCCCCGACCUCAUAUCUGAGCUCAUCACAGAGGAGCCCGUCAGCCACCCGCCCACCCUGGCUCCGCCCGUUUACCCCGUCAGGUACAUGGUUCCGCCUCAGCCGACACCGUCCACCUCGUUCCUGCCCUUCCUGCUCCUUACAAACGGCUCACCGGAACAAACCCAGCGGCUGGCCAACAUCACGGACUUCUCACCCGAGUGGUCGUACCCGGAGGGCGGAGUGAAGGUGUUGAUCACAGGCCCGUGGUCAGAGACAGACAGCCGAUACUCGUGUGUCUUUGACCAGAGCAGAGUUCCUGCUUCUCUCAUUCAGCCGGGAGUCCUGCGCUGUUACUGUCCUGCUCAUGAAGCUGGACUCAUCGCUCUGCACGUGUUGAAGGACUCCAGCGCCGUCUCCUCCUCAGUGCUGUUUGAGUAUCGCGCUCGCAACGCCUCGUCCUUACCGAGCUCACAGCUGGACUGGUUAUCUCUGGAUGAUAACCAGUUCAGGAUGUCGAUUCUGGAGCGUUUGGAGCAGAUGGAGCGGCGAAUGGCAGAAAUGUCAAAUAACAGUCAGCAGAAUCACAUGAUUCACUAUCAUCAGCAUCUGUCGAGGAACCAGAGCUCCGCUCCGCGCUUGACUCCUGAGAACCAGUCGGGGCUGUGGUUCGAGCGCAGGAUCGUGGCCGUGUGCGAGCGGAUGAUGGCCGGCGGUCGCUGGGAACGAGGCGGUGAGACGGACAGACUCACACACUCCAUCAGACACCGAGGGAUGACGCUACUGCACCUUGCCGCCGCUCAGGGAUACACACAGCUCAUACACACACUCAUACGCUGGAGGGGUAUCAGUGUGAAUAGUUUGGAUCUGGAACAGGAAGUGGAUCCUCUGAAUGUUGAUCAUUUCUCCUGCACACCUCUGAUGUGGGCGUGUGCUCUGGGUCAUCAGGCCGCAGCUGUGUUGUUGUACCGCUGGAGCAGCGCGGCUCUGGGAAUCCCGGACUCUCUGGGUCGUCUGCCUCUGGCUGUGGCACAUUCCCGUGGACACACACGUCUAGCGCGCUGUCUGGAGGAGUUACACACACACUCUCAGACGCAGGAACACACACCGGACACACCCUCACCUCCGUACCGACCCCUGUCUCCACUGUCCUGCAGCCCUGACACAGGUCUGAGCUCGUCCAGCAGUGUCCCCUCCCCCAGUGACCCGCCCUCUCCCUCCCCAAGCUCCGCCUACUCCAGUGGCUCUGUUCCUGACCCCAUGGACUCCGCCUCUUCCCCCUCCUCCCCAUUCUCAGCCCCGCCUCCAGCCGGUUCCACCGACUCGCUCUUCCUGAUGGACUGUGAGGCCUCGAGCCCCUCCCUGCCUCUUCACUCGGAGCUCGCCGACGAGCUGCUCAACUACAGCGAGAACGAGGACUACUUGUCUGACGAGGUCCUACAGGUUGACAUGGCAACGCUGGCCGAGCAGAUCAUCGAGGCCACUCCUGAGCGAAUCAAACAGGAGGAGUUUAACCGGGAGGCGGAGUCACCACUGCGAGAGAGGCGGGACAAUCCUGCCAUUCAUGACACCAUGCCGUGGCUCGCCACAUACCUCGACACCAUCGACAGGAGUCGGUGCCCCACCCCUCCCUCGCUCCUCAGUGAUUUGGCACUGCAGAGGCUCCGCCCCCCGAGCAGUGUGGCGUGGGCGGAGUUUCUGAACGCCUCAGCCAAUGGAAGGAUGGAGAGAGACUUCGCUCUGCUGACGCUGACAGACACGGAGCAGAGAGAGCUGUAUGAAGCUGCGCGCAUCAUCCAGAAUGCCUUCCGCAGAUACAAGGGGCGGAGGCUAAAGGAGCAGCAGGACAUGGCUGCAGCUGUAAUACAGCGCUGUUACCGCAAAUACAAACAGCUAACAUGGAUAGCACUUAAGUACGCCUUGUAUAAGAAGAUGACGCAGGCAGCCAUACUGAUUCAGAGUAAGUUCCGCAGUUAUUACGAGCAGAAGAAGUUCCAGCAGUCGCGGCGAGCAGCCGUCCUCAUCCAGCAGUACUACCGCAGCUAUAAAGAGUAUGAGCGCAUCAAGCAGGGGCCACGCGGCCCCGGGGCCCUCAACACCAUGCUCAAAGGCUCGUUCCUGACCAAGAAACAGGAUCAGGCCGCGCGGAAGAUCAUGCGCUUCCUCAGACGCUGCAGGCACAGGAUUAAGGAGCUGAAACAGAGUAAAGAGCUGGAGCGCAAAUGACUGACCACCUGACCUCACACGCACACACAUGCGCGCACACACACACACACACACACACUCGCUCACUCACGCACUCACGCACACG
This is a messenger RNA of Sinocyclocheilus anshuiensis, 3856 nucleotides long. RefSeq names its product calmodulin-binding transcription activator 2-like. The transcript is spliced from 15 exons. NCBI's taxonomy places the organism in Eukaryota, Metazoa, Chordata, Actinopteri, Cypriniformes, Cyprinidae. The record is from RefSeq and is a predicted model, not a curated record. The coding region runs from base 115 to 3771 and encodes 1218 amino acids. Gene Ontology annotation, cellular component: nucleus. Gene Ontology annotation, molecular function: double-stranded DNA binding; transcription coregulator activity; protein binding. Gene Ontology annotation, biological process: regulation of transcription by RNA polymerase II.